Messenger RNA from Rubroshorea leprosula, 890 nucleotides. Lineage: Eukaryota; Viridiplantae; Streptophyta; Magnoliopsida; Malvales; Dipterocarpaceae. The record is from the annotation of a GenBank genome assembly.
CCUUAAAAUAUAAAAUAUUGCCUGUCCUCUCUCAAUUUGAAAAUAGAAGGCAAGACCAGUUGAAUUCUGUCCGUAAUAACUUUGUAAGGGAGAAGUGGAGAAUCCAAUUCAUUUUAAGACAAUGAGUCUUGGAUGGUGCAGACUUUUUGGGUACUCUGUUUUUGUCGGAUUCCUCUUCUUCCAUGGCUUUUCUACUUCUGAAACAGCUCCAAAUUACUCUUUCAUGCGUAAUGCACGAUUGGCUCCAACUGUAUCUUACUAUGAUUACAUUAUUAUCGGCGGCGGCACCGCUGGCUGUCCAUUAGCCGCUACUCUCUCGCAAAAAGCCACUGUUUUGCUAUUGGAACGAGGCGGCUCGCCGUUUGGAAAUCCCAACAUCACUGAAUUAACCGCCUUCGGUGCUGCUCUCUCCGACCUUUCUCCGACUUCCCCUUCUCAACGGUUCGUCUCUGAAGACGGCGUGAUCAAUGCACGCGCUCGCGUCUUGGGCGGCGGAAGUUGUAUCAACGCAGGAUUUUACUCACGCGCCUCCACGGAUUAUGUCAGGGAACUAGGAUGGGAUGGUCGGCUCGUGAGUGAAUCGUAUCAGUGGGUGGAGAAAUUGGUGGCAUUUGAGGCGGAGAUAGGGCCAUGGCAAUCGGCGGUGAGAAAUGGUCUAGUGGAGGCUGGAGUGUUGCCAAACAAUGGCUUCACGUAUGACCAUAUUUAUGGGACAAAGGUUGGUGGAACAAUAUUUGAUCCACAUGGGAAGAGACACACGGCUGCCAAUUUACUCGAUUAUGCAAACCCAACUGGCCUCACUGUCCUAUUGCAUGCUUCUGUCCAUAGAAUCUUUUUCCGAACCAAAGGUACGUAACUCUUUUAGUUAUAAUUAAAGAACAGAUUGAGAU